UCAACCUCAAACUAUCUUCUCUCUUUGCAUUUGUGUGAUUGAGAAAUUAAUGGGGGACAAAAUGACUUUGGCAAAGGCAAGACAGGAGCUCGAAGAUCUUUAUCUUGGGGUACCAGAUGAGUCUGUAAACGUUACCUUAAAAGAUUUUGCUAACUUACAACAAAAUGGAGUAGCAGAAAGAAAAACAAGCAAUUUAAAAACCAUUCAAGAAAACCCCAGUGUCAGCUUGAAAGGAGAAACGUUCAUGGCUAAAUCCCCAAGCCUUGAUUUCGCCAAAGGCUUGCAGGCAGCUAGAGAUCAACGCCAUGUUGAAGAUGAAAUUUACCGGGACCAUACAACUCCUGACAACUCCAGACGGAACAAGGCAAUGAGGAAUAUGGUGGAUAGUAGCAUGGCUUAUGAUGAUAUGAGCAUCAUGAGUAGGGCUCCAAGGAGUCCAUAUGAAGAUAGAGGAGGAAGACGGCGACCAGGGAUCCCUCACACAAAUAUUUGCACUGUCUGUAGUGAGUACAUCUACAUUUUUCGCCAUCGUUGCCUGGUAUGUGGAAGAGUCUAUUGCAGGCAAUGUGUAGGCGUAGGCAUGGGAGAAAUGCCAGAAGGAAGGAAGUGUAUUGAAUGCCUGGGAAGAAGAUUUAGCCAAAGGUACAUACAACGGGCAGGAAAGGUGGGAUGUUGCUCGCGAUAUCCAAGCAUAGUGAAGCAACAGGAGCUCAAGUGGGCGGAGAAGGGUCCGAGGAAGAGUGGCGAGAGGCGACACGGGAGGAGCGGCAUGGUGUCGCGGUCCGCAAGCCCAGUCAUACCAAGAACUCCCACCAGGGCGCACGUUAGCAGCCCCCCUUCUUUUGUCAUGGGAUCACCGUUUUCACAUCACCAUCCCCUUCCUUUCUAAGGGCAAUGGAUUUGAGACCAAAAAAAUAUAUUACAUUUUAUUUAUUUAUAUGCAAUAAACAUCACCAUAUAUUAAA
Messenger RNA from Magnolia sinica, 965 nucleotides. RefSeq lists its product as uncharacterized. The record is from RefSeq and is a predicted model, not a curated record. Bases 50 to 889 code for a protein of 279 amino acids. Lineage: Eukaryota; Viridiplantae; Streptophyta; Magnoliopsida; Magnoliales; Magnoliaceae. The transcript has 3 exons.